AUGGCGGACCAGUUACCUCACGACACUAGUACCAAACGCAAGCUCAACGAUCAUACCGGUGCCAGCACGGCCAGGAUGAGACAUAACCAAAUCCUUUUCAAUUCUUCUCUGAGAAGUCCCAUUCAAUUCUUCGUCCGUAUGUUUUCCGGCAAAACACUGGUCAUUCAAGCCGAUUCGUCUGAUACAGUUGCAUCUCUUCACUGGAAAAUCCACUCAAUCACCGGAAUUCGACCCAUCCAAUCGACCUCCUCCGCUGUACCAUCAAUGCAAGAGGGAUUAAUCUACCGCGGCAAACAGCUUGAGUUGUCUCAAACGUUAUCGGAAUGUGGCAUACAAAAUGACGAUACGCUGCAACUGGUCCGUAGAAUGAGAAGCAUGCACCAUCCGCAGACGUGGAAGCUAAUGAGUGACUUAAAUUUAAUUAUUGAUGACCUCUGCAACUGCAAUGAUAACCCAAACAUUAUUACUUAUGUCACCCGUCUGAGUAACAUGCUUACAGAUUUUCUGAUAAAAACACCGAAUUAUAGCGCAGAUGGAUCGGAGGAAUAUCUCCACAUAUUUAUUCACUCCUCUGUUCCUUCGUCCCUGGUAAAACUUUAUGUAUCUCCUUCUCUAAUUACAAAACAAGCUGCUCAUGGGUGCAUUUGUCAAUUUGUACAAAACUGUCUGAACCAUUUCACCAAUCCUACAACUGUAUAUAGACUGAUUGCUCCUAUAUUAUUCGAGUUCUGCACGAUUCUAAGAGGGGCUGCGGGUGUUGAUGAUGAUUUAUACCUAUUUUUCCGUAGUCGUUUAGCGGCAAUGAUGGUGGAGAAUGUCCAUGAUGUUAAGCAUGUAUUAACAUUGCAUCAUGUUUUCCCUUUUGUUGAUGAGUUGGCAACCACGUUAUCUCAUAGCUUGGAACUGAGUGCACAAUCACCGGAUUUUAAACAGUUAUCAGAUAGUGAUGUGCUUGUGUUUAUUCAGUUGAUGCAUUCGGUAAAGCAGGUAAUACGGCGUCAAACAGCAUUUGGCAGUCCGGUCAGUUUACCUUGGUUGAUGCAAGAUGAAGCAGCAAAUGAGCUUAAAGGUGUGCAUACUAUAAUUUGUAACUUGCUGGACAAAAUGGACUUGUGCCUAAAGGAACUGGAAAACCAACUGGCUUUGGUAAACAUAGGGAGACGUGAGCCUAUUGUAGGCUGUUGGUUCCAGUAUCUUCUGAUUUUGAAGGAGUUGGAAAGUAUUUCAAAGUUGUAUAAGGGAUUGGAGGAAAUGUUUUGGGAGAAGAUGAGUCAAAGAGGAGUUGGUUUGUGCUAUCUGAUAGGUAGACUUUCAAAAAAGUCUACAGAUUAUCAAUGGAUUCUUGAGCACAAGGAGGUGACGAAUUUUAAGACAAGGCAACGUUUUGCCUUGCAGAUGCUUCAAGAAGGGAGGCACAUGAGGGAGGAGCUUUGGGAGAUGCUCAUUAGCAGGUCUCGUUUGUUUGAAGACUCGUUUGAGUACAUUGGACAUGCUAGUCGUAGGUCGCUGCGAGGCCAGUUAUUUAUUCGAUUUGAGAAUGAAGAAGCUACCGGGCCUGGUGUGUUGAGGGAGUGGUUUUCCUUGGUAUGUGAAGCAAUUUUCAACCCUCAGAAUGCUCUAUUUGUUUCAUGCCCAAAUGACGGGAGAAGGUUUUUCCCAAAUCCAGAUUAA
Molecule: messenger RNA, 1671 nt
Organism: Solanum lycopersicum (tomato)
Lineage: Eukaryota; Viridiplantae; Streptophyta; Magnoliopsida; Solanales; Solanaceae
Product: E3 ubiquitin-protein ligase UPL5-like
Biological process (GO): protein polyubiquitination
Molecular function (GO): protein binding; ubiquitin-protein transferase activity
Source: RefSeq, a predicted model, not a curated record